UGGUCCAACAGGCAGCUGUGGGUUCAGUUAAGGUAAAAAAGGCCGAACACAUGUUUAAUUGUGUCGCCGCUGGGCUGUCCUCCCACAGUGUUGUUCAUACUUACAGGAUCGAGUGACAGCGUGCGGACACUGGUUAUGGUUUUUUUUCACUUUUUCGGAUCGUUUCUGGGAUCGGCGACGUCAAGCUAGGAAAAAUUUAGCCACUAUAAUUUCAAAACAAAAGCGUCGCAGUUUGUCCGGUUGGAUAAAAGUAUAGAACAUAAUGCAGGGUGACAUGCUUGGGGCAAUUUAGAAAUGGUGCUGGCACAUAGUUUUUCCCAGGUGAGUGACUGUCUGCAGCACAUGAAGCAGAGUACACAUCACAGCUGAGCAGACAGUGGUGUGAGGUCAAGCAGGUAAGCUGCAAACUUGUGUGUGAAAUGUGUUGUUGGAAAGUUAGAAAACCAGAAACCUAUUUUUCUUUAACUUCCUAAUAUAAUUAUAUGUAUUUGUGUGCUGAUACAUGGUACAGUUGAGUCCUAAUUGAAUAACAAGAUCAGAUAUUUUGGUCAUGCUGGUAUGUAAUUCUGUUGUCUGUCCUAUAAUCUUGAACUAUUGUUUACACUUAUACUGCUCUGUCAGCAAGUGUCGUACAAACAAACGUAUUUUUAUUUAUUUAGCAAAGAUCCAUCAACUAACAUUCAUGUCUGUUUGCUGGCAUUUCCCACAGGCCUUUGGCAGAAAUUUUUGUUGUUUGCACCAUGGAGUACUGUGGUGCAAACAACAGUACUUUUUUGUAGACUAACUCCAAAGGCUUUGGGCUUUAUACAGUUAGGUCAGCAAUUUACUGGGUAAAGAAAAUUUCUGUAAUUUUCCCUCUGUACAAGUUUGUUAUAAAUCAAACUGUCAAUAUGUGGUUGAAGUAAGCUGAAGACAUACAAAAAUGAAAUGCAAUUUGCAUUUACUAUUUAGGAAUUACAACUAUUACAAGAGACUUACAAAUAAUUUGACAAACAAUUUUAAAUAUAAGAAUUGUUAUUUGUGUUAUUUAUUUACCAAAGUCCUUCACACUAAAUGACUACCUGAAGUCUAGAACCCAUGGACGUCACCAAAUGCUGUGUUUCCUUCAUUGAGAAGCUCUUCCAGGCCUUUACUGCAGCCAUUUUCAGCCACUGCUUGUUUGGGGGCCGUUCUGUAUUCAGUUUUGCAUUAAAUGAUCGAACAUUGCUUUGUUGAGCUGAGCUCAAGCGACAGACUUGGAUAUUGAAGAAAAUAUUUCUUUGCCAUUAGAAACUGUUGAGUUGCUUUUGCAGUAGGCUUUGGGUACAUAUCCAUUUGCACUGUGAGGCGCAGAAUCUGGACAGAUGUUUCCUCUUGCCACUUCUAUCAGCAAACAUCUCAUCAAGAAAUCCUAGUGACCCAGUUCCACUGGAAUAAUGCUCCCUCCACCAUAUUUGACAGAUGAUGUAGUAUGCUUUUGUCUUUGAGAAUGCUUUUCUCAACAUUGUGGUGCAGACUAACUUUGGUAUAUUCUUGUAAAGUCUUAUCUGGUUUUCCUGUUCUUGAGUGUAAUUAGCUCUGUAUUUCCAUUCUUAAAUUUGUCUUUUGAUUGUUACCUUGACAAUGAUUGCCUCACCUGUUUCCUCUGUUCUUCACCUGGUUAGAUGUUGUCAAGUUGUUCUUAUCAACCAAGGAAAUUCUGUCAUCAUGCACUUUAGUCGUCUUCUUUUAGCCUUAGUUGUCUUCUGACCCGUGCAGAAUCUACCAAAUUGUUGGGUCCAGUAUGCCAAAGGAACAGCCUUCAUUGGAUCAGCACAGUCCUUGUGCUGCACCCAGCAAGAAAGUUAAAGAUAAGAGCAACAAUACAGCUCUACUGGCUAUACGUGACACUAAAGACAAAGAUGACUCAAGCAGGAGGGGCUCCCACUGCAGCUCGGAGAAGGACUCUGGCUUCUCUGAUGGUUCAGACUGGCAACAGGCAGAUGUGGAGGACCAGGAGAGAAACAAAAGCCAGUUCAGAGCCAGUGAACAUGCAGAAACGUCACAAAACCAAGAACGUAUGCAAAGGAAUCUUGGAAAGCAUUCUGUGAUGCCUGAUGGUCAUGACCAGCCACCCGUUUACAUGAUCAAGGACACGAUGCUUAACCAGCAGUCAGACGUGACACAGAAAAGAGGCCAGCUUCUCUGGAGAAACAGCGUCACUGACAUCAACCAUUCGGGUUCUCGUCAAAUGAUCCUUCUCCAGCAGCCAGGAUUGUUGCCUGCUACGUUCCAGCUAUCAAAGCCCUUGUCCCGAAAGUUAAGUGCCUCAGAAAGGAAAAUACCUGGUUCCUACUUACCCAUUCUGAACUCCUACCCACGCAUAGCACCACAUCCCAGCAAGAAGCCACCGGAUAAAUAUUUGAUCCACGAAUCCCAGAGUCUCAGCAAGAGGGUGUGCUCAGAACAAAAGAGUGAUGGCCCGUCUGUGACCCGAAAUCUGCCAGAGCAGCACCUUCAUAAACAACCUAAGUUGGCACUCUCAGCGACUGGCAUGCCGUGUUCUUCUCCACCCCAAGAUCAACUGUCUGCCUCAAGUCCCACCCCUACUUCCAUGAGCCAGAGAUCCCCAUCUGUAUCCAGUCAGGACACCAGCUACUCGUUAUUCACAACCAGUUCGGCUGGACUUAACAGAGAUGUCACCACCAGUAUUCGCCACCGACGUUUUCUCAACACAGUAAAAAUCCUCAGACAGUCCGGUCUGCUGGACAUUACAUUGUGCACAAAGGAGUUGAUGCGUCAGAGCAAUGCCACAGAGCGGGACCUCUCCCAGCUGCGGCAGCACACAGAGCUGCUGUGCCAGGCUGCCAGCAACCCCAGCCUCAAUCUAAAUGGUAUCACUAUUUGGGAGCACCUCCAUCAAGCUAUGGCUGAGUCAGGAAAUUAUCCCAACCUUAAAAUCCUGCAGAAUAUCCAAAUCUCAACUGUGCCAGGUUCUGCCAGUCCAUCAGAAAGGAUUUCCAAAGGGGACACCAACAGGCCACAAGCUGCUGAGACCACACAAGCCCUGCCAACGUGCCUUCUCAGCACCAUGCUAGCGCAACACUGUGGUGCACAACAGCAGCCACAGUCAAAACAAGACAGGAAGCUCAAGGCCAGUGAGACAUCCUUAGACAAAGGCAGCUUUACGCCUCCUGACAGUUCUACUGGUUAGCCCAGUUGGCAGUGCCUUUUGAAGGGUGAGUUUUAGUUGUGGACAUUUAGUUUUAUGAAUAUUUUAAACCCAGUGUUACAGGAGUCAUGCAGAAAAUCUCUGUAGGUCCAUGGAAAUCAAACAAAGACAUAGCUUUAGUCCUUACUGUGCAUGUCACAGUUUUCGGACUUAAUUAAUGGCUUAAUGCACUUGAGUGCAAUCAAAGACCAGAUUCACUAUCUGAUGACAGAUGAUGGUAUGAUGUCUGCUUGAGAUGCACUUAAAGAAGAGAAAAAAACGUGUUUCCCUGGGAGAAGGGAAGGGGAGUGGCACUUCAUGCAGUGGUGACAUCUGCAGUAUAUAUUAUCAAGUUUGGUUGUUUUGCUGUUGUUUCAAACCAACCACAUUCAGGGAAAGAUGAAUAGAAACAGUUCUUUUAUACCUGUAUCACCAACAUCAGGGUGAUUAUUCUGUGCCUUUGAUAGCACAGCUGAAGCUAAAGACUCAAAAUAUAAACUGCACAACACUACACUGGACAUGUGGAUUUCUGUCCAAUCUCUUUUCCACAAAGCCUUAAAGCUUUUUUUUCUUUUUUUUUAACAUCACAGGCUGUUGUUGUUGUUGUUGUUGUUGGUUAUAACAAUUUUCUUUCUUUUACAAACACAGCACACAUCUCAUGAUAAUGGAAGCAAUUCUGCAACGAGCUCUAUGUAUCCAGUCAUACCACAUCCUCUCAUGUAGCCGCUUUAUUUUUUACUUUCGUCUUACUUUUUUUUUUUUUUUGAUCAAGCCACUAAUUGUUGCUUUUAUAUGGUGAUUUGUUUUGCUCGUAGAAAAGCACACUUUGCUUUAUAAAUUUAAAAAUUUGAGUAUAAACAUAUGCUGUUGUUUUUGUUUUGUGUUUUUAAUGCAUGGGGUAUGUGCAAGAUUAUUCUCUCUUUCUGCAUAUGAACACAUUUGUGAAACUUAAGGUGGUUUUAAAUGCUAAGUUUUCAUAAUUAAGCUA
Messenger RNA from Pelmatolapia mariae (spotted tilapia), 4157 nucleotides. Its product is annotated as CLOCK-interacting pacemaker-like. Lineage: Eukaryota; Metazoa; Chordata; Actinopteri; Cichliformes; Cichlidae. Gene Ontology annotation, cellular component: nucleus. Bases 1763 to 3172 code for a protein of 469 amino acids. The record is from RefSeq and is a predicted model, not a curated record. Gene Ontology annotation, biological process: negative regulation of DNA-templated transcription; negative regulation of circadian rhythm. The transcript is spliced from 5 exons.